GGUAAAGUUUGUUGGUUAGUCAACAAUAUCUAGCUGUUGGCAUUGUUCUUGCGUUUAUCGAAGAAAAAUAAUUUAUAUUAUCAUAGUACUGACGGUGUUCCCUGCAUUAACUUUCUAAAAUCUACUAAACGAGAAUAUUAAAUGUUGUGGAAGACCGAGAGUUGCCUUGGCAGCUGGUUUUACAAAGUGAGCUGACAACUUUGCUAAUCAACUAGCCACUUAGCUAACUAGUAAGAGGAAGAAGUGCGGGCAGAGCUUGUGAGCCAUCUUGUGUGUGUAUUCGCUUACGAUUUUUUCAUUACUGGAUGGAUAUAUUUCAUUGUAAGUCCGUGGGGCACGAAAAUAUUUCGAGGCCAUACCUGAUGUGAUAAUAAAAAGAAAACAAUCGUACACACGGAAUUUCUGCGCCAGAAUAACAGAACUGAAACAUCUUCGGUGGUUUGCAGCUGUUGGUACCGCUUGGCAGAAAAAGAGAUGCACUAUUACAGAUAUGAAAAUGCAGAGGUCAGCUGUUGCUACAAAUACCUCAUGUUCAGCUACAACAUUAUCUUUUGGCUAGCUGGAACAGCGUUCAUUGCAAUUGGCUUCUGGGCCUGGAGUGAAAAGGGUGUUUUAUCAGAUCUGACACAAGUUACACGUCUGCAUGGUUUUGACCCAGUUUGGGGGGUGCUUGUUGUGGGCACAGUCACUUUCAUUUUGGGUUUUGCUGGGUGUGUUGGAGCUCUCAGGGAAAACAUCUGCCUUCUUAAGUUUUUCUCUGGAGUCAUUGGCUUCAUCUUCUUCCUGGAGUUGACGGCUGCGGUGUUGGCGUUUGUGUUCCAGGGCCAAGUUAGGGAGUGGAUCAAUGAUUUCUUCUUGGCCAAUGUAAAGGCCUACAGGGAAGACAUUGACCUGCAGAAUCUGAUCGACUCUCUCCAGAAACUGAAUCAUUGCUGUGGAGCUAAAGACCCCAACGACUGGAAUCUAAAUGUGUAUUUUAACUGCACAAAGGAUAACCCCAGCAGAGAGAAAUGUGGAGUGCCCUUUUCCUGCUGCAUCAGCGACCCUGCUGAUACAGUGGUGAACACGCAGUGUGGAUAUGAUGUUAGAAUAUCUGGCACACCGUCUCAAUGGGGCAACACCAUUUAUGUCAAAGGAUGCAUGAUGGCUUUAGAGGAGUGGCUUCCACGCAAUCUCUACAUUGUGGCUGGAGUCUUCAUAGUCAUAUCAUUGCUACAGAUGGUGGGAAUCUUCUUGGCAAGGACGCUGAUUGGAGACAUUGAAAAAGUCGAGUUGAAUUAUUACUGAGCUCUGACGUAACUGAAAGGGAGCUAAGGGCAAUGUAUCGAAAAAGUCGUAGACCUACUUUUAUUUUUCUGCGUCUCUUUUUGUGGAGAAGAGGACUCUGGACCAUUCACUGGACCACCUUUUCAGCAUUUCUAUAGACCACAUAUUGAAUACGCAGCUGCCUAAGUUCACUUGGAUACUGUCACAUGUGUGCCUUGUCUCUUCUUCAAGUUUACCUCCAGCCCUCUCCCGAUUUUUAUUUGAAUCAUUUUUUUUUUUAUAGAACUACCAUUAACCAAACAUUUGUAUUUUUGGGACCACUAUUAACCAAGCUGGGUAUACAUAGUGGCAACAUAAUGGGACCAUAACCUGUAAACUAACCUGAAAUGUAAUUGUAAUGAUGUGAAGAAGUCAACCAAGCUUUGAUUACUGAAAUGUAUCUAUAUGGUCAUGUUGCAUACAC
Molecule: messenger RNA, 1729 nt
Organism: Sinocyclocheilus anshuiensis
Lineage: Eukaryota; Metazoa; Chordata; Actinopteri; Cypriniformes; Cyprinidae
Product: tetraspanin-14-like
Exons: 9
Coding region: 475-1287 (270 amino acids)
Cellular component (GO): plasma membrane
Source: RefSeq, a predicted model, not a curated record